This is a messenger RNA of Sphenostylis stenocarpa, 333 nucleotides long. The record is from the annotation of a GenBank genome assembly. Lineage: Eukaryota; Viridiplantae; Streptophyta; Magnoliopsida; Fabales; Fabaceae.
AUGACUGUCGGGCAUUUAAUUCAAAUGCUAGCACAAGGUCUAGCUCAAUUUCAAGCUAUGGGAGGAGGAAUGUUUCUCUUAGCUCGAAGCCGCGCUCAGUUUGCCUUAGAGUUUCUUGUGCGGUAUGAUACUACUAGUGAAGGGCUUCAGCCCUCUUUUGAGAAAUUUUACUUUUCUCGCAUGGAAAAUGCUAACCCGGAGACAGUAGAAAAGGUGUGCAAGAUCGUAAAGAACCAGCUGGCUCUACCAGAUGACUCUAAAGUCACUGGCGAGUCAACAUUCGCGGCUCUUGGAGCUGAUUCACUAGACACGGUAAAGAACAUCUUGCCAUAA